AUGGACGUAGAUAGAUCAUCACUCUGCAAUUGCGUUGUCAACUUUCUCUUAGAAGAGAACUACGUUCUUACAGCAUUUGAACUUCUCCACGAGCUUCUCGACGAUGGCCACGACGAUCAAGCUAUUCGUCUUAAACAUUACUUUUCCGAUCCUUCUCUCUUUCCACAUGAUCAAAUCUCUCGCCUCAACUCUCUCCGAGUGGCAGAUCCUCAAAGUUUGCUGGAAGAGAAAGAAGCAGCAGUUGAAAAGUUAGCUAUUAGUGAUUAUGAACUGCGCUUGGCUCUAGAAGACAUCUCAAAACUCAAGAGUGAAUUGCAGAAGAAGACAGAAAAACUUCAUGAACUAAGUGCUACGCAGUUUAGUAGAGAUGUUUCAGUGAGUGAUGGGCAACAAAUUCAUCAGAAAAAUAAUACUUCCUUCACUGAUUUGGGUCCGUUAAAGGAUACUGAGCGUCAAGAUCUUAAUUGUGCCGUAAAGGAAUAUUUGCUUAUAGCUGGUUACCGUCUUACUGCAAUGACAUUUUAUGAAGAGGUUACAGACCAGAACUUGGACAUUUGGCAGAACACACCUGCAUCGGUACCUGAUGCCUUGCGGCAUUAUUAUUAUCAGUAUCUUUCAUCAACUUCAGAGGCUGCUGAGGAAAAAUUUUCUCUGCUUCAAGAGAAUAAAACAUUGCUGAAUUCAAAUCAGAAGCUGAAUCUAGAAAAAAAAACCCUGUUGAAGAACAAAGAUUUGACUGAGGCUCAAAUUGGAACAUUGACUAAAUCCUUGGAGGCAACACAGAAAGAUAUUAGAGACAAAGAGAACCAGGUGCUAGUCUUAAAACAGUCCUUGGAGCACCAAAGAAAAGAGCUCAAUGAUUGCAGAGCUGAGAUCACCUCACUGAAAAUGCAUCUUGAAGGGUCUCUCUCAGGAAAUAAUUGGGUUGUCAAGGAAGUUAAUAAUGUUCAGUCUCAAUCUUUAGAGAAGUAUGAGGAAGAAAUUAAGAAAUUGCAGGUGGAAAUUGAGGCGCUGAAGGAAAAGAAUGUAAGAGCUCCUGAACCUGGAAAUUAUGUUGGUCCUGAAAUGGAAAAUUUACAGGCAGAUGAUAAAGUGAUUGAGAUUCAUGAAGACCAAGGUUCAAUCUCAAAUCCCGUUGCUGCGGUGGUUGGUGCUGUACGCAAUGAAGAUGCUCAAUCAUCAGCUGUUCAAUCUCUGAAUGAGAAAGCAAAUAGCGAUGAAGAUACCUUGCCUACACCAUUUAAUGCUGUAAAUACAAAUCGUGCUUCUGAAAAUAUAAAAAACGAAUCCGAACAAAUUGUUGGUCAACAUGAGGACACUAGGUUACUUCAAAUAUCAGAUAGUGGUUUAGGAACAGUUCAGAUACUUGCAGAUGCUUUGCCUAAAAUUGUUCCUUAUGUCUUGAUCAAUCAUCGCGAGGAGCUCCUUCCUCUAAUAAUGUGUGCUAUCGAGCGCCACCCAGACAGCAGCACAAGAGAUUCUUUGACCCACACAUUGUUUAAUUUAAUCAAGCGUCCAGAUGAGCAGCAGAGACGAAUAAUAAUGGAUGCAUGUGUCAACCUUGCCAAGAAUGUUGGAGAGAUGAGAACAGAAACAGAAUUGCUUCCCCAGUGCUGGGAACAAAUAAGUCACAUGUACGAGGAGCGUAGAUUGCUCGUUGCUCAGUCAUGUGGAGAGCUUGCAGAAUAUGUACGGCCGGAGAUUCGCGAUUCUCUUAUUUUAUCUAUUGUGCAGCAACUAAUAGAAGACUCUGCCAGUGUUGUUCGAGAGGGCGCAGCUCGAAAUCUAGCUAUGCUGCUUCCACUUUUCCCAAACAUGGAUAAAUAUUUCAAGGUGGAGGAGCUGAUGUUCCAAUUAGUCUGUGACCUGGCUGGAGUGGUGGUGGAAACUGCUCUCAAGGAAUUGGUUCCCGCAGUUAUAAAGUGGGGAAACAAUUUGGAUCACGUUUUGAGAGUUUUACUUUCUCAUGUUUUAAACUCAGCUCUGCGUUGUCCGCCUCUUUCUGGGGUUGAAGGGUCUAUAGAGUCACAUCUCCGUGUAUUGGGUGAAAGAGAGCGCUGGAAUGUAGAUGUUUUGUUGAAAAUGCUGAUGGAAUUGCUUCCUUUCGUGCACCAAAAAGCAUUUGGCACUUGUCCCUUCUUGUCCACCACAGAAACUGCACCAACUGUGUUAUCUAUCCCAUUGCUUGAAUUGUAUGCCAGGGAACAAGUUGAAUGGGUUACAUUUGAGUGGAUGCAUGUUGAGUGUUUUCCAAAUUUGAUACAGCUGGCCUGCCUGUUGCCACAGAAAGAAGAUAAUUUACGGAGCCGGAUUUCAAAGUUUUUGUCAUCUGUUUCUGAAUGUUUUGGGGAGUCCUACGUGACAUGCAUAAUGCUACCAGUAUUUUUAAUUGCAGUAGGGGAUGAUGCAGAUUUGACUUUUUUUCCUACUGCCAUCCAUUCAAGAAUUAAAGGUUUGAGGCCAAGAUCUGCCGUUGCUGAUAGGCUUUCUACAAUGUGUGUCUUACCGCUUCUGUUAGCCGGUGUUUUGAGUGCUCCUGGAAAACGUGGACAGUUAGAAGGAUAUUUAAAGAAGCUGCUUCUAGAAGAUAGUUCCAUGCAAAACCGAUCAACCAAGCACACUCCUGAGAUUAUUAAUGCUAUCCGCUUCAUUUGCACACGUGAAGAAAACCAUGGCAUGGUAUUUAAUAUAUUAUGGGAAAUGGUGGUCAGCUCUUACAUUAGUAUGAAAAUAAAUGCCGCACAGCUGCUGAAAGUUAUUGUUCCAUAUAUUGAUGCAAAGGCUGCUUCAACUCAUGUUUUGCCUGCUCUAGUUACUCUUGGAUCUGAUCAAAAUCUGAAUGUGAAGUAUGCCAGCAUAGAUGCAUUUGGUGCAGUGGCUCAGCAUUUCAAAAAUGACAUGAUUGUUGACAAGAUACGUGUUCAAAUGGAUGCUUUUCUUGAAGAUGGUUCUCAUGAAGCUACUAUUGCUGUUAUUCGCGCGUUGGUGAUUGCUGUACCGCAUACAAUAGACAGACUUAGAGAUUAUCUUUUGUCCAAGAUUUUCCAACUUACAGCAAUGCCAAAUGCAGCAAAAGAUUUAACACGGAGACGAGAGAGAGCUGAUGCAUUUUGUGAGGCAAUCCGUGCUCUGGAUGCUACAGAUCUUCCUGCAAAUAGUGUUAGGGACUUCUUCCUGCCUGCUAUACAGAACCUCUUGAAAGACUUGGAUGCACUGGAUCCAGCUCACAAAGAAGCACUUGAAAUUAUUAUGAAGGAAAGAUCGGGGGGAACUUUUGAGACUAUUAGCAAGGUAAUGGGUGCUGCUCAUCUUGCGCUUCCAACAUCAGUUAGCAACAUAUUUGGUGAGGGUGGGUUGCUCGGAAAGAAAGAAACCACUGAGUCACCGACAGAAGCAGUUGUGUCCCCCAGGACUGUCACUCCACCAGCAGAAGACACUAGAUUCAGACGUAUCAUGAUGGGAAAUUUCAGCGAGAUGCUUCGUGGUAAAGCAAAACCCCAAGAGGAUGGUCAGAACCAAUAA
Messenger RNA from Lathyrus sativus (Indian pea), 3522 nucleotides. Lineage: Eukaryota; Viridiplantae; Streptophyta; Magnoliopsida; Fabales; Fabaceae. The record is from the annotation of a GenBank genome assembly.